This is a messenger RNA of Chenopodium quinoa (quinoa), 2069 nucleotides long. Its product is annotated as AAA-ATPase At3g28580-like. NCBI's taxonomy places the organism in Eukaryota, Viridiplantae, Streptophyta, Magnoliopsida, Caryophyllales, Amaranthaceae. Gene Ontology annotation, molecular function: ATP binding; ATP hydrolysis activity. The record is from RefSeq and is a predicted model, not a curated record. Bases 356 to 1906 code for a protein of 516 amino acids. The transcript is spliced from 2 exons.
AGAUAAGUAACCCCGAUCACACGAUAUAGCAAGCCACAUAAAAAUUUGUGAUAUCAAAUUACCAUAACUCUGUCUUAUACCAAUAAUCAAAUCUUUCCAAAAACGAUUGAAAGUUCAACAUACAAGACAAAACAUAGAAAAAGGAAGAAAACUUACAAUAUUAUAACCACAAGACUACGCUUUUAAAGUCGUCGUACAAUAUAAAUAGCCAUGAUGAGCAUGAAGCAUACUUAAUAAAAAAAAGUUGAGUAGUAAGCAAAGGAAAAAAAAUAAAAACCUCCAUAAACAAAAAAAAAUUUAUAUAAAAAAAAAAAAAAAAAAAAAUCACUUUAGAAUAUCCUACAGAAAAAUAAAGAUGAUGAUGAACACAAACGAUAUGUUCAUGCAAUUUGGGUCGUUUUUAGCAACCAUUAUGUUCGUCAAGGCCAUGUAUGAGCAAUAUCUCCCUCAUCAAUGGCGUGAUUCGAUCCGUUCAUUCAUGUACCGAUACACGGAGAGAAUAGUAAGGUUUUUCUCUCCGUAUCUUCAUAUAACCUUUGAAGAAUAUACCGGGGAACGAUUUAGUCGGAGUGAGGCUUACAUAACCAUUCAAACUUACCUUAGUGAAAAGACUUCGGAUAAAGCGAGGGGAUUAAAGGGUAAUUUUGUUAAGGAUGGUAAGGCGUUAGUGCUUGGAUUAGCUGAUAACGAGGAGGUGACCGAUGUUUAUCAAGGUGUUAAGGUGUGGUGGACUAGCCAUAAGAGUUUUGCUAAAUCUCAAACCAUCAGUUUCUACCCUGGAAUGGAUGAAAAAAGGCAUUAUAACCUCACUUUUCAUGGAAGUAACAGAAAGUUUGUCACUGAAACAUACUUGAGUUACGUUUUAAAUGAAGGCAAAGCAAUUAAAAUCAAGAACAGGCAAAGAAAGUUGUUCACCAACGUAAAAGAAAAAAGUGGAUCAUACUUUAGUAGAGGAAGCUUAUGGAGCCAUGUUGAGUUCAAGCAUCCGGCUUCUUUCGAAACCCUAGGUAUGGAAGCGACCAAGAAAAAUGCUAUAAAAAAUGACCUUCUUCGCUUUAGAAGUGCUAAGGAUUACUAUAAUAAGAUUGGAAAGCCAUGGAAGCGCGGUUAUCUCUUGUAUGGACCUCCUGGCACUGGUAAAUCAACCAUGAUUGUAGCCAUUGCUAACUUAUUGGAGUAUGACAUUUAUGAUCUUGAGCUAACCGCGGUUAAAGAUAAUACUACAUUAAGGCAGCUACUCAUUGAGACUUCAGGGAAGUCGAUAAUUGUGAUUGAAGAUAUUGAUUGUUCACUUGAUCUUACUGGAGAAAGAUCGACAACAAAGAAUGAGAAGGAGAAGGAUAAUGAAGGAGAAGAUGAUAAGGAGAAGGUUAAAAAGAAGAUGAAAGAUGAAGGAGAAAGCAAAAAAAGUGAGGUAACUCUUUCAGGGUUGUUGAAUUUUAUUGAUGGAAUAUGGUCUGCUAUUGGAGAAGAGAGGUUAAUUAUUUUUACUACUAAUCAUAUUGAGAAGCUUGAUCAAGCACUAAUUCGAAGAGGGCGAAUGGAUGUGCAUAUUGAGCUUUCGUAUUGUUGUUUUGAGUCGUUUAAGGUGCUUGCGGAUAAUUAUCUAGAUGUUAAAUCGCAUCGUUUGUUUGAGACUAUAAAGGGCUUGUUAGAGGAGACUAAGAUGAACCCUGCUGAUGUAGCUGAGAGCUUGAUGCCAAAGUCUCUUGAGUUAGAUGUUGAUGCUUGUUUAGAAAAUUUGGUUAAAGCUUUGGAGAAGGCGAAAUUGGAUGAUCAAUUGAAGAAGGAAAAGGAAGAAGAAGAAAAGGAGAAGGAGAGGAAAGCAAAAAUAGAGGCUAAGGAAGAAGGGAAGGAGGAACAAGAAGAAAAUGCUAAUGAGAAUAAGACUAAGAGUGACGAAUGAAAUAUGAACAAACAAUGAUGUUAAGCAGAUCGAAGGGGUUAAAAAUAUGUACUAAUUAUUGUUUAAGUGAUAUCUUGUGUUGUCAUAUACGAAGUAUGUAUUUUAAAAUUAAAACUUUUGUAAUAAUUGAUUGAAAUUAAUUUGGAGUCAAAGUUUUAUUUUA